AAGUGUUGGGGGAGUUGGGGGAGUGUGUGUGAUGCUACAACCUCCUUAUAAAGGGACUCUCUCUCACGUUGUGGCUUGGAAAUUAGAGCACAUUGCCUAAAAUUGAGGUCUCCUCACACACACUCUCACACACACGCCGAGUCACCGAGAACUGCUGCCAUGAGCUGGAUGAACGUUGAGGAGACGCUCCGCAGGGCCGAGACGCCUCUCUUCUGGGUCGGUGCGUUCACUGUGGCCUCCCUGACGCUGUGGCUGCUCUACAGGCUGCUCUCUGGCUUCAGGAUCUGGGUCUUGGGGAACGGACAGCUGCUGACUCCGAAGCUGGGCAAAUGGGCAGUUGUGACUGGAGCCACUGAUGGAAUCGGGAAAUCCUAUGCGGAGGAGCUGGCUCGUCGAGGCUUCGCCAUGAUGCUGAUCAGUCGCUCUCAGGACAAGCUGGAUGACGUGGCCAGGUCGCUUGCGAAGGAGUACGGCGUGGAGACCAAAACCAUCGCAGUCGACUUUGGCAGCGCAGACAUCUACCCUAAGAUCGAGGCGGGCCUCACUGGUCUGGAGGUCGGUGUUCUCGUCAACAACGUGGGCGUCUCCUACUCUUACCCCGAGUACUUCCUUAACAUCCCCGACCUGGACAACUUCAUCACAAACAUGGUCAACGUGAACAUCACCUCCGUGUGCCAGAUGACCCGUCUGGUUCUCCCCAGGAUGGCUGAGAGGUCUAAAGGAAUCGUCCUCAACAUCUCCUCUGCCAGCGGCAUGUACCCCGUCCCUCUGCUUACAGUCUACUCCUCCACAAAGGCCUUUGUGGAUUUCUUCUCUCGUGGCCUUCAGGAGGAGUACAGGCGUCAGGGCAUCAUUGUUCAGAGCGUGCUGCCCUUCUUCGUGGCCACUAAGAUGACCCGCAUCAGGAAGCCCACCCUGGACAAACCCACCCCAGAGCGCUACGUUGCAGCUGAGCUCAGCACUGUGGGUCUGCAGACUCAGACCAACGGCUACUUCCCCCACGCUGUCAUGGGUUGGUUGACCACCAAACUCGUGCCAGACAACCUCGUCAUCUUCUUCGGAGCCAGAAUGAACCGCCUGCAGCGCACCGGGUACCUGCAGCGGAGGAAGCUGCGCGAGCAGAGGAACGGCACCAGUUUGAAAAGUGAUUAAGAAGACGGCUGAUGAACCUGCAGGCAGCGGCUCUGCUCUCACCUGCUGCCUUCGUGACAUACAAAGAGAGAGUGCGUGUGUGUGUUUGUAUCUGUGCGAUUGAUCCUCCAGGGUUUGCGUGAGAUUUCACCUUUUUGCCUUUGGUAAAUGUGCACACCGAUGUUUGUGCACGACCUUGUGUUUAGAAGUUCAUCUUCUGCCCUGAUGUGAUUUGUCUGGACAGAUUGCCAAAGAAGGCAGGAGCUGAAAUGAUAAUAAAAUGCUGCUCUUAGCAAAGGACAUAAUAUUUUUUUGUCACUGACACUGUUGGUGGAAACAAUAAAGCCAUAAAAUAAGUGAUUUGUUAACCCUGCUGUUGUAAGCAGUGGAACAUGGUGAAGGGUAUCUUUUUUAUAUGUAUGUAUUAUUUAUUUUAGAACAUAUGAGCCAAAGACAGACCUUUAGAAUAGGUUCAACCUGUUUACAAAUCAAUAAGCCAUUCAAAGAUGGUGAUUCCUAUUCCUGUCAUCUCAGUUCAAUACUAUAUCUGAUCUGCUCUCAUCAGCUAUUGGCUCUUUCUACCUUUUUUCUAUAACAUUGUGUGUUUGCAUUAUAUUUAAGAUGAUACUCUGUGGUGGGUUGUUGUUGCACCAACGUAUAACUUAUUCUAAGCCAAAGACCUUCAUUUAUUCUCCACUUAAGUGCCUUUCUACUGACAUAAAUGCCGGGUGUGGUCAGAUUCAAUGAGCGGGUAUUGCUGGUUGAAAACGUACUGAGGAUGUAAUUCAGCUGGUGCUAUGUCACUCUACACAGCUGCUCCAUUUUCUGCCUUUUUAAUAUAAAAUGGACUUCUGAACCUCUGCAUGUUAAGUUCCCCAGGUGUCUUCUCAGAGGAUUUCUCUGGGGUGAAGAAGAGUUUAAAUUAUAUGCUGUGGUUCAACGUUUUCUUGUAGAUUUUGUCACUUUGUAAACUAACAAACAUCUGCUCUAAAGUACAGAACUUUGUCCUCAUUACACAGUUGGUGCACAGCUUGAAAACUCCAUAUGACUUGGUCUGACCUGUGCCUAAACUAAGAUGCCUUGUGAAUCAUUAUCUUCUGUAAAGAGUCUUUUAAUAUGCUUAGAAAUCGGAUUUUCUUCAUGUAAAAUGUGCUGUUUACGUUUAUACUGCUGGCAACUUUUGUUUUAUACGGUUUGUUAAUAAAAGCUCUGGUAUACAG
This is a messenger RNA of Notolabrus celidotus (New Zealand spotty), 2351 nucleotides long. It is a transcript of the gene hsd17b12a, whose product is annotated as hydroxysteroid (17-beta) dehydrogenase 12a. Bases 160 to 1152 code for a protein of 330 amino acids. Gene Ontology annotation, cellular component: endoplasmic reticulum. Lineage: Eukaryota; Metazoa; Chordata; Actinopteri; Labriformes; Labridae. The transcript has 11 exons. Gene Ontology annotation, molecular function: oxidoreductase activity. The record is from RefSeq and is a predicted model, not a curated record.